Molecule: messenger RNA, 1002 nt
Organism: Phycomyces blakesleeanus NRRL 1555(-)
Lineage: Eukaryota; Fungi; Mucoromycota; Mucoromycetes; Mucorales; Phycomycetaceae
Exons: 6
Coding region: 1-1002 (333 amino acids)
Source: RefSeq, a predicted model, not a curated record
AUGAUAUCCAGGCUUCUCAAACCUUUGGCUGUAGUUGGAGGAGUAGCACUCGACAUCACUGGCACAAUUCAAGCUAGUGGUUCUCGUUCUCGUUCCGUUCUCCACACCUCCACACCCGGCAAGGUUAAGCAGAGCCUGGGUGGUGUGGGACGUAAUGUGUGCGAGGCUUCAAUGAGAACGGGUGUUCCUAGUUUUAUGGUAUCAAUGACAGGCCAAGAUUUAGCAGGAGCUACCAUUAGAGAAGGGAUGCAUCUUCUUGGGAUGGUCUACAAUGCAUUACAUACUGGGGAUGGCCAACUAGUUGCUGCUGUGGCAGACAUGGAUAUCUUUGACAGUCUCGAAUCAUCUACUGCAAUAUUCUUUGAACCAACAUCUGUACCUAAAUCACUCAAGGUAUUUGAGCACGAGGAUGUUCUCUCUUCUGGAGUAGUCAACUAUGUAUCUCCAAAUCAAUAUGAAUUGGAGGCCAUGGUGGAAACAGCACGCAGACAACGUCCUGCGGUUAAUCACAGUAAGAUCAACAUCGGAAAUAUAGUGACAGCGACAAUGACGACCCCUGAUAUCGUGGAGAAGGUGCUACCGAUGGCACACUAUCUGUCGCAAUUUGUACCGAACAUCGUCACGAAGCUGGGCGAAUACGGCUGUCUUUUGGUCAGCAAUAAUAAAUCACAUGUCCACACUCAAUACUUUCCACCAGAGAUCAUUGACCCCACUGCGAUCAAGAGUGUGACAGGAGCAGGAGAUUGUUUUGUCGGCACUUUACUUGCCAACCUAUUGAUAUUGGACAAACCAAGUCCUACUAGAUGGGCAGAAAUGAUACAACAGUCACAAAAGUCAUCUAUACUAACUCUUCAGUCGGAUUUGGCUGUGAGUGUAGCAAUCAGUCAAGAACUGUUGGAUAUCUUUCUAUUGGUUCUUGUGUUUGCGUUUACUUUUGCAUCUGUAAUUGCGGUUGUGCGUGUAUUACAGGAUCUAAACCCAAACACUAAAGAUUCAAAUUAG